Peromyscus leucopus (white-footed mouse) is the source of this 2261-nucleotide messenger RNA. RefSeq names its product spermatogenesis- and oogenesis-specific basic helix-loop-helix-containing protein 2. The coding region runs from base 1 to 1410 and encodes 469 amino acids. The record is from RefSeq and is a predicted model, not a curated record. The transcript has 12 exons. Gene Ontology annotation, molecular function: RNA polymerase II cis-regulatory region sequence-specific DNA binding; protein dimerization activity; DNA-binding transcription factor activity, RNA polymerase II-specific. Lineage: Eukaryota; Metazoa; Chordata; Mammalia; Rodentia; Cricetidae. Gene Ontology annotation, biological process: regulation of DNA-templated transcription; spermatogenesis. Gene Ontology annotation, cellular component: nucleus.
AUGGCCGACCCGUUGAAGAGUGGGAAGCCAGGCCGGAGGCCAGGGCAGGGGAAACUAGACCUUCUGCUGGUUGGAGAUGCCACAAGGUACUUCCUGACUGGCUCUAUACAGAAAUUCUUUUCCAGCACCGCACACUUCACCCUGACCGUCAGCGAUGUGAAGAAGGUAGCCGCGCUUUUGGCCGCAAACUCAUUCGACAUCAUCUUCUUGAAGGUGACUUCCACCUUAACCGCGGAGGAGCUGGAGGCUGUCAAGUCCAUUCGAUCUGGCAAGAAGAAAAACACCCGUUUGCUGUUUGUUUUUAUAAAACCUGAAAAAUUUAAAGGCUGUAUUUCAGACUAUGGAGUGGAUAUUAGUUUCCCUGAGCCACUGACCUUGGGAAAAAUGGACAUGGUGGUAGAGUACUGGAAAGCAUAUUUCACAGGUAUGGAUGUGGAAGGCACUGAGAGGCUUCCAGAACAUAGUCUGCACCUCCAGACUUUCUGCAGUGAACUUGGGGAACACUUUUCUACUGAUCUGUUUCUUCGCUCUGGGCAGCUGAAAAAUGACAGAGAACUUGUAUUAAAGGCCCCACUGCCGGGUCCUGAGAAAAACAGAAAGACUUCUUUUGUUCAUUCGAGCAAAGAGAAGCUGAGGAGAGAGCGCAUCAAGUUUUGCUGCGAGCAGCUGCGUACUCUUCUGCCGUAUGUCAAGGGGAGGAAGAGCGAUGUGGCUUCAGUUAUUGAAGCGACCGUUGAUUAUAUGAAGUAUGUCCGGGAGAACCUCUCUCCGGCCAUCAUGGCCCAGAUUACAGAAUCCCUCCAGAGCAAUAAAAGGUUCUCGAAGAGACAAGUGCCCAUCGAGCUGUUCGUUCCACGUGCAGCCACAUCACAGAGGGACAGUGGUGUGCUGACAAGCGCUUACUCAUCUGUGAGGGAGAUCCAGCUCCUGGCUGACCAGUGCCUGACUGUGUAUUCCAGGCCUGCUGCAGAAGGGCCCUUGGAGGAAGCUGUAAGAGGCCAGUUAAGCUCUGUUCCGGAGAGCUCUGUUGAGGAUCUCUCUAAAACUCGAGUCUCCAGUGCAGCACUCUCGCUUAAUUCCUGCCAUGCGGUCACAUACUGUCCCGGGGCUGUCCUUCCCCGUGAUUCGGCUGCCAGAACAAAUCAGAACAUUUCCAUUUAUUUACCGUCCGCUGUGCCCAGUGUCUCCAACUUCCUUCCUCAGCACUGCAGUUCCGUGCUUUGCCAAACACGGGCAGCUACUCCCAGUUACCUGUGCACUCCAGGCCAGGAGCUUCCGGCCGGCUCUCUCACUCCCUCAUCCGGCAUCUUCCGUGGGCUCCAAGACUCAGGCUCAGAUCGUCAGGCUUCUCAGCAGCCGCUUGGGCCUGAUGAGUCGUUCCCCCAGCCUCAAGGAAACAAUUACUUUUAAGAGAAUAAAUAUUGGAAAACCCGUAGGUUUAGAUGCCUGAAGACCCCAGUUGGCUUUAUAAACUACUUCGUGAUACAGAGAUGCAUUGAGACAGUGUGAGUAAGAAUGAGCUAGCCUUCAGUUAAAGGGGACAUCGCCCUCCUUUGCGGCGACAAUUUGGGACACAUUGACAAUCCAUGUUUGAGGCUCAUAGUCUAGACCAUGUGCUGGGCUCCGUUGUUCAGUUCAGGAAGAAGGGACAAAGAAAGAUCUUUUGAAAGCUGCUGACUCUGCCUUCUGAUGAAUGUGCUAGAAUCUUCCAAAGAUACAUAGAAAGACAGUGAAUGGCACUGACAGCCUUGUGUCUCAGGCACCUUCAUCCAUGCUGGGACUUCCUGGCCAGAGAGCUGUAAGCAGCAGUAGCCCGAGUGACCCCACACUCACUUGUUCUACCAAAAACUAUUGUUCCCUUUGUGAAAAUCAUACCACGAAGAAGACCAUGCGGGUGUGAACAGCUAAGACCAGGAAGGUGUGUUGAUGCCCCCCAGGCCACCAAGCACAGAUCUUGCAGCCUGCUUAUUUCUGUCACUGAUUUCUAGUUGCUGUCUUGUCUAGAUUUGGCAUUUUAAAGAGCCCCCCUUUUUCAUUCAUCACCUGAACUAAAAUAUCCAGGGGCGUCGGGAGCAGUGUCUGCUUUUCCGGUUGGUGACUGAAUAAGUUAAUAUGCUUUUAGUUGCAUUUUGCAACCAUGUGAGUGGAAUGAGGAGCUAAGAGGGGCACUUUCCUUGCUGGAUCUUUAGUUACAGACCCACAGAUCUUUGUCCUUUGUCCUUUCUUCCUACGGGGUAUUAGAGCAACUGUUGGAAACGGGG